Trematomus bernacchii (emerald rockcod) is the source of this 863-nucleotide messenger RNA. RefSeq names its product chromosome unknown C12orf65 homolog (gene cunh12orf65). Gene Ontology annotation, molecular function: translation release factor activity. Gene Ontology annotation, biological process: translational termination. Gene Ontology annotation, cellular component: mitochondrion. The coding region runs from base 181 to 693 and encodes 170 amino acids. The record is from RefSeq and is a predicted model, not a curated record. NCBI's taxonomy places the organism in Eukaryota, Metazoa, Chordata, Actinopteri, Perciformes, Nototheniidae. The transcript has 2 exons.
CAGGCGGAAACGUAGAAGAAGAGAGGACUAAACAUAAACAUGAGCAGAGUCUCACCGUGACCGUGAAACAAAUAGGAAAAUGCUGUAGCCUACCGUUAAACAUUGAUAUACGUGUAUCCUGUUUGGUGACACACAACGUAGUGUAAUGCUGUUUGUUACUGUGUUUGUUUAUUUAAAGAAAUGUUGCGGCUUCUCCCCUUCAUCAGCUGUGUGCACAACGUGUCCAGUCGGAUCAUAACAGGGAGAGUUUCUCCCAGUGUCUCUCUACUUCUCAGGCCAAACCCUGCCGGACUGCCAUGUGUUUUGGCAGCAGGUAAAAAGGACCUGAUAGACCUACCUGUCCUGAAUGAAGAUGAGUUUGAAGAGCAGUUUGUGAGAGGAUCUGGACCCGGAGGACAGGCUACAAACAAAACCAGCAACUGUGUGGUGCUCAAACACAUCCCCACUGGCACUGUUGUGAAGUGCCAUCAAACCAGAUCUGUGGAUACAAAUCGAAAGCGUGCUCGGGAAAUAAUGCGACUGAAGCUGGAUGUUGUUUUUAAAGGAGACCUCAGUGAAGUUGUUGUAAAGAAGAAAGAGUCUGAGCUGAGGAAAAAAGAGAAGAGAAAGAAGGCAAAUGAGAACCUGGAGAGAAAAAGACUCUUUAAAGAAGGGCUUGCUGCAGACUCCAAACCUGGAGAGGACACCGUUUAAAAAUGUUUGUGUGGAAUAUAAAAUCAAUACUUGUAAGGUUCUUUGCUAUGCUUACAAAGACUGAAUAACAAAACCUGGAAAGUCACUGUUAGCUGCUCUAAAUCACGUUGGCCUUUUGGUGUAAAGCAAAUGGGGGGGAAAAGAAUAAAGAAACCAAAUAUAGUAAAACA